This is a messenger RNA of Candidula unifasciata, 1554 nucleotides long. The record is from the annotation of a GenBank genome assembly. NCBI's taxonomy places the organism in Eukaryota, Metazoa, Mollusca, Gastropoda, Stylommatophora, Geomitridae.
AUGGCGACGACGCAUGUUUGCUCGAACGACGUCAGAUGGCACACCAAUGCACUGACUCGGAUGGCGAUGGACACAGCUGGACAAAACAAUUAUGUGCACACCAACAAUAAUGUAAUGUUCGAACGUCUUGCCACCCAGUGUGGUUUUCAGAAACAUUUUAUGUCAAGUGACCACGCUGAUUGCCUAUGCUCUGAUUGUGGCAUGGACAGUGAUGCGGAUGGAGAGUUUGCCGAAUCUGCGACCACUCCCAAUACUACCCAUCUGAAUGCGAAUACAAACGGGGUAGCAACCAAAGACGCGCACGGAAGGGCUGCAAGAAACAAGACAGACGGGACAGGCUUCAAGACGGUGUCUGUGGAUGAGACAGAGAUCCAGCUGGAUACUGUCGGUCUGUCGUUGUCCGGCUCUGGCAUGCAUCUGUAUGUAAAAGCGGACACCGAUGAGAAAAAGAAGUUGCUGGCAGACACCUACGUUCAGCUAACAGCAAAACCAAUGAAGGAAAAAGGCAGCAGAAAUCGAAACGUCAUGAAAUUAUCGACUUUGACCAGUGAUAAUGCCGAUUCAGAAGACUACUACCAAGAGAUUAACAAGAAGAGUUCAGAAGAUAACGACUCCUACUGGAAGGACACGACAAGGUAUGACAAACAAACAAUCAAAGUCUUCAGAACUAAUGACGUGCAAGGGGAGCAGCUUUCCCUGCUGAACAGCUCCCCACAAACAUUUGAGGAAUGCACACAUACAUGCAGGGAAUGUGGUCAGUGUAAGAAAGCAUAUGCUUCUAAUCACAGGAAACUUCCAGCAAGAGAAGAAAUCAAUAGAAAAACUGUCAGUAAGAAAAUAACGCCCAUGUUAGACAAAUUUAAUUCACAAGAGAUGGUUUCAAAGAAUAACAAGUUCUACGGGAGAGACUCCGUUUACGAAAACAAGAAACAUAACAAUCAACAAACAUAUUCACAUACUUAUGAUACUCUCAAGAGACAAAAGGCAGAAGACCUUGGAGCAAACUACCAACACAAGAGAAGUAAAUAUGCAGAUCCACAAGUUUACAGACAAAAGAAACAACAAUUAAUGCUGCUAAAUAAUCACAAUCACUCCAGCAACAAUGACGACAAUAUAGCAUACGAAACUGGAUGUGAAAAUAGAAGGAAAAGCAGGAAAAUGAACCUGAUGACCUCUCCUAUGCCAUGCCAAAGAAACGACAAUAAUCAUGGAACAUUUAUGGUAAAUAACGAGUUAACCUGUAAUGCUGCAGGUAUUCAAACAGAACCUACAUGCUCAGCAUCGACUAAACAAGUGUCUCCCAUGUCCAUUCCUUAUUCCACUUACUCCAAUUCAGCUGCUUAUGAGGGUGUUUCUCUGUCCAACUUUAUCGACUAUGCUGACAAUAUUCGCAAAAACCUUAAGGAGGACUAUAGGAAUAUUAGCAAUUUAAUUAAAGAGUUCAGUGAUGAAAUGCAGGAAAGAAACAAUAAUGGUAGCUCACAGAUUGAGACAGUGAAGUCUAAGAAGGACAGAAAGACCAAAAACAGCAAGGAAAAUUGCGUAGUAAUGUAA